Messenger RNA from Cladophialophora psammophila CBS 110553, 864 nucleotides. RefSeq lists its product as uncharacterized. The record is from RefSeq and is a predicted model, not a curated record. The transcript has 2 exons. The coding region runs from base 1 to 864 and encodes 287 amino acids. NCBI's taxonomy places the organism in Eukaryota, Fungi, Ascomycota, Eurotiomycetes, Chaetothyriales, Herpotrichiellaceae.
AUGGAGGAGCAGAGACCGCCGCUAGAGGAGGAGGUGAGAAGAAGAACCGUCGACGCGGCGUUGCGGCGCACGCUGCUGGACAAGACGUCGGAAAUGUGCAUCAACGCGACCAUCGAGCUGAUCGACCUGCUCGACCUGGCGUACCACACGCGCAACGACACGAUGCCGGAGUCGUGGUACACGAUCUUUUACCUGUACAACUGCGGCAUGACGCUCCUCAUCCACCGCCACCGGCGGCCCGAUCUGGACCCAGGGCUCAAGGCAUCCUGGACCAAAUGCCUGACCAUUUUAGGACAUUACCAGACCAUGCGCCGCACGGCUGUGAAAUGCGUCAGGCUUUUGGAGUUGGCUGCGCGGAACUUUGCGCCCAGGCAUUGGCUUCCAUCCACGACCGCCGGCGCCGGCGCCGGCGGUCGUGCUGCGGCCAUGGCACAGGAGCAGCAGCAGGGGCAAGUGCAAGAGUCAAACGUGAUGGUAGGGCUAGGGGUAGGUUGUUCGUCCUCGUCCUCGACGGCGUCAGCGGUGGAGGCUCGGGACCAGCAUCAGGAUAAAUAUCGACAACAGCAACUGCAGAUGCAGCAGCAUUGCCGACAGCUAAGCGCCGCUCCCGGCGACGUCGGCGUCGGCAGUUGUGGCAAUUUGUUCGCCUUUCAGCUCGAUGCCGACCUGGCAAAUGCAACAGCACAAAUCCCGGUACCAGCUCAAGCUCAAGCUCAAAGACAAGUAGACGGAGACAGAGAUGGAAAUGUCGAGUGCGGCGCCGCACUGCCGGAUCUGAUAUUCGACGACACGAUCGAUUUCUCGUGGCUCAGCACUGCGCCCUUUGAGUUGAGCCCGGAAGAGCUGACGGGCACGUUCUGGUAG